UUUCAGAUUGUUUAUUCAUUGGUUGAUUGAGAAUACUCUUGUAUUUUAACGUAACUCGAAGUGGUAAAUAUCACUAUGUUUCGGGUGAUUUGCUUUGCUCUUGUCAUCGGCUUUCUUCAGAAGGCGAAUGCGGGCAUCCUCGUUAAUAGCAUGCCUGAUUCGGCAGAUUGUACUCCAUUCCGCGAGGUUUUGGAGCGCAUGUUUAUCGACUUUGCAGCGAUGUAUUUUGCCGAUAACCCUCGUGGUACUGAAAAACCCAUUGUGCCGGAAGCUCUAGAUCCACCUACAGCGCAAAAUUUGUUUAUCACUUAUUACGGAGAAGACGCCUCAUCCUCAGGAUUCAAAGAUUCUUUGACAAGAAUUCUAUAUUCUGAUCCUGGAAACAAAGGAAAGGAGGAACCAAAAGAUGAUGCUGCUGUUAUUGAAGCUGAUCGGGUCGUUCUACGGGACAACAUCUACACAUAUGCAAAAGCAGGAAGUUAUAAUAUUGCUCGAGAAAAAUUUGGUGUUCUUCUAUAUAAAGCCGCAUAUGAGAUUGCAGGGGAGACAAUGAAAAAAUAUGGAUGCAUCGAAGAUGAUGAUAUGAGUCAGUUGGAAUCAGUCAUUUACAAUGAACUUGCGAAAAUCAGAAACGAAAUCGGCGAAUUUCAAUUUGGCCAAUUUCUUGGUCUUGGUUCUGGAACAACUCUCGCGUUUGCUAUUGAUGAUACUGGAAGUAUGAGUGGUGAAAUUCAAGCCGCAAAGCAACGAGCCAUUAAUAUUAUCAAUCAGCGUCAAGGAUCUCUCGAUCAGCCACAAAAUUUUGUUCUUGUUCCUUUCAACGAUCCUACUGUUGGACCUCUGACUGUCACACAUGACCCUGAUGCAUUUAAAAAAGCUAUCAACAAAUUAUAUGCACACGGAGGUGGAGAUGCACCUGAACUAAGUAUGAGAGGAAUUCAAUUAGCUGUUGAGAAUAGUAAUGCAGGUUCAACUAUUUUUGUUAUCACGGAUAUCGAUGCAAAAGACGUGGAAUUGCAGGAUAACGUGGUUGCUCAAGCUAAACAGAAAAAUAUCAAAGUAACUUUUCUUUUAACAAAUCAGGUGCAAACAACAGUGUGUAAUGGAUGGAGAAAAGAAUCAAGACGUUGCGAUAAUCCUGCUCUAAAGCUGGGAUAUGAUUUGUACGAACAUAUUGCUAAAAGUACCGGAGGUAGCAUAUUAGUUGUGUCAAAGCGUGAUAUUUUUAAAGCAACAGAAGUAAUUGAAAGCACACUCAAACAAGGAUUGGAGGCGUUAUUCAUCAAAAGAUUCAAAAGCGGUAGGAAAGUGGAAACAUUCAAUGUUGAUAGUUCAUUAAAGGAAUUACAUUUGGAAUCUGAAGGAAGUUGUGGAAGUAUUCAAGUAAAGAGACCGAAUGGCAAGACAGUCGUACUCGAGGGUGAAGUUGUUGUCGAUAAACUGAAAGUACGCCGUGCAGCAGUGAAUGAUAUAUUUGGUGAAUACAAACUUACGUUAAAUGCAAAUGGAGAUUGCAGCAUCAAGAUUUCUGCAAAAAGCACUAAAGGGUUUGUGAAAACGUUAGCAAAAAGAACAACAGGCAAAUCAGGAAUGGCAGGAAUUGAAAGAUUUGAAGGUCAAGCUCUUGCAAAUGACGAAGUUGUUGUUUUUAUUGAUGAAUUCGGAAAACAACCAGGGGAAACUACAGAAGAAGUAGAAAUUGUUUCAACAAACUCCGAUGCAAGUUACAAAUUCCCAAUUAAAGAUACAUCGCGUGAUCACUACACUAUAACACUUGGCAAAUACCCAGAAAAAUCACUCAUGGUGGUGGUGAAAGGAGUCGACAAAAACGGAUACAAAUUCCAAAGAAUUUCUCAGGCAUUCAUAGAAUAUGUUUCUAUUGAUAUUGACUGUUCAGGAUUUAGAGAUGCCAUUUUCAGAGCUGGAGGCAAUGCUACCGUGAAUGUAAAUAUUAAAAACCUCGGAAAAGAUGAAGAAUUAUCCGUAGAAGCUAGUGAUAACAGACUAUACGUUCGAGACGAGGAAGCUAAAAAGAUUGAAAUUAAAAAAGGAAAAACAGGAAAAUUUUCAGUCUUUGUUGUUGCUGGAAAAGGAGAACAAACGGGAACAGUCAGCACCGUUACAAUUACAGCGAGUCCCAAAGAUUCCAACAAUCUGAUCUUCAAGCAAUGCAGAUUGAUUGUUGGACAAAAAGAAACACCGGACAUUGAGUCAUUUCAUAUUGUCAGCAACAUAAACUCAAGAUUCGUUGAAACUGCUGUCUCUAGCACCGUUUAUAACAAUGCAUCGAUUGGAAGAACUGCUGAAUUCAACGUUAUCAUGCCAUUGGACUCCUACAUUACCGAAUUUUCAAUGACUAUUGAUGGCGAAACAUAUCCUGGUGAAAUUAAAGAAAAAGAAGAAGCAAAAAAGAUAUUUGAAGCUGCUCAGGCUCGAGGUGUAACUGCCGGGCACGUUGCUGCUCGUGGGAAAUCUACUACAGUUUUCAAAACUUCGGUAAAUCUAGAAGCAGGCAAGAGAGUUUUAUUCAAUCUCAAGUAUCAACAGCUGCUGAGACGCUCACUUGGAAAGUACCGUCAUGACAUAAUAGUGCAGACAAAACAACCUGUCGGAGAGUUGUCGAUUGACGUUUACAUUUGUGAGACAAGACCUCUGGACAAAGUUGAAGUUCUUGGAUUUGACACAGAACAAUCGGUUCUGCCUGGAAUUGUGACUAUGCCUGGUGUGACAGUCGACCAGCAAAGAACAACUGCCCACGUUUCCUUCAAGCCAACCCGCGAAGAACAACUAAAGCUUUCUCCUCUUGGAUUGAAUGGAAAAUUUAUCGUUGAAUAUGAUGUUGCCAGAAGUCGCGGCAAAAAAGUUAAUGAACUUAUAGCAGAUGAAAAAUACUUUAUACAUUUCUUUUCUCCCGAAUUGGAGUCAAUGAGCAAGAGAGUUGUGUUUUUAUUGGAUAGUUCAGCAUCAAUGUUCGGCCGCAAAAUGGAUCAAGUUAGGAAGGCAAUGAGUGUUAUAAUCGACGGACUUAGUUAUGAGGACCACUUUGCUAUAGUUAUGUUUAAUAGUAAUGUAACUCGAUGGAAACCCGACUCCGAUAGCAGCAUGACAUUGGCCACUGAUAAAAAUAGAGCUUCAGCAAAAGAUUUUCUUGGAAAAGUAAAAACAGAUGGUAGCACCAACAUUGAAGCUGCAAUCACUGAAGCAAUUAAUGUUCUAAAAGAAUUUUCCGAAGAAACUGAAAAAAAAUUCCAUCCCUCAUCUGACUUCAUUUUGUUGCUGACCGAUGGAAGGCCAACCGACGGAGAAGUAGAUGCGAAAAAGCUUGUUAAUUUGAUUGACCAUGCAAAUAAUAGGACAUAUGGAAUUCACACUGUUGGAUUUGGAUCGCUCGUAGAUGCCGAUACUUUGGCAAAAAUUGCUGCUAGAAAUAACGGGUCAUCAAUACAAAUAUUUGAAGACAUUGAUGCCGAUUCUCAGAUUUCAGACUACUUUGAGACUUUUGCUCGACCUAUGCUUCACGACAUAGAGAUCAAGUAUGAUCCAAUAGAGGUUGAAUCUACAUCAGAGCCAAUCUUUCCAGUAAUCUGUUUUGGAUCCGAAAUAAUUGUUACAGGAAGACUGACUGAUGUUGGACGUCAAAACCAGAGGAGGCGUAGAGAAACCUUUACUGCCCAAAUGAUUGAUUUUACUGUUUCUGGAAAAGCAAAAGAUGAAAAAGAAUUCUUUCUCGAUGUAGAAUUGGAGCCGACGCCUCCAGGUGAAAAAUGUUUGGAGGAAUCUACUCAGAUCGAAAAUUUUACAGAACGAUUAAAUGUGUUUAUGGAGCUCCAGCAUAUGUUGAAAAGAAUAUCUGCCGAGAAUAAUGAAACCGUUAAAGAAGAACUCAAAAAACAAACUCUCAAUCAAUCACUUGAGUUUAGUUUUGUGACUCCUGGAAUAACUUCAAUGGUUGUCCUAAAACCCGGAGACAAAAAGAAAAUAGAAAAAGAACUGGCAGAAAAGGCGAAGAAAGAGAAAGAAGAAAAGGAAAAGAAGGAAAAAGAAAGAAAAGAACGCGAAGAGAGAGAAAGAGAAGAAAGAGAAAAAGAAAAGGAAGAAGAAGAAGAAUAUGAAAAAGAUGAAGACGAGGCAAUAGAAUUAGAUAAACUAAUAACAUCCACGGCAAUGAUGACAACAACUCCAAGAUCUAAGAGACCAUCCAAGAAACCAAAACCGAGAAGAAGAACACGACCAAGGGUUGCUGGAACAACACGAAAACCAAAACCGACAGCAACAAAAUUAUUCCUGACAACGACAACAACACCUCCAUCAUUCCAUCAUUCAGACAUUGCAGCUGGUGGGGAUGCAUUUGGUAAAGACUCUUCCUUUGAUGAGGAAUUUGAAGCGGAUGGGGCAUCAUUUAUGUCAUUUUCUUCAUCUCCAGGAAUGCCUGCCGUAUCGUCGGGUAGAACAAUAGGUGGAAUUGCAGGGUCAUCUGGAAUGGCAGUUUCAGAUGGAAGUGCAUUUUCAUCUGGAAUGGCAGUUUUAGAUGGAAGUUUAUUUUCAGAUGGAAUGGCAGGUUUAGCUGGAAGUGCAGGUUCCGGAGCAGGACGAAUUGUAGGGGGAACAAGGAGGCUUUCCAGGCCGAUGCCAAGUACCCGACGAAUAAUUGGAGGCCCUGCAAAACCGGCAAGGCCGGCGAUAAUGGAAAGUAAGAGACUUCCUAUGCCUAUGCCCCCUCCAGGAUUCUUCGGAGAUCCUCACUUUAUUGUGUCGCUUAGUGAGCAGAUUACAAUUUGUUUUGACUGGUUCGGAGACCAAGGUCAGAUUUUCAAUUUGAUUGAUGACAAAAAAAAUGGAAUAAUUGUAAACGGAAAACUUAAAAUUCUGGACAAUGCUGGUCUGAAGCACAAAAGAACUUACGUCGAUGAAGUUGGAAUUAUUCUUUCUCGCCAGAAUGUCACGAUUCACAUUACUUGUCAAAAUCUGACAAUCAUCAACAAUACUGAUGGAAAUUUUGUCAGUAUUUCACUCACCGAAUCUAAGAAAACAAAAGUAGAAAAUAUUGAAAUUUCCAUCGACGCUACAAACAAACACAAAGGAGCAACGUAUUUGAAAAUUAUGCCAGGAGUUGUGUUCAGGAUUUUCAAAUUGAUAUCAACACAUGAAGACAGAGUAGCCAGUCACUUAGAUUUUUCGAUCAUUGAACGAGAAGGAAUAUCGGAAAAUGCAUUGGGAGUUCUCGGUAAUUUUCUUGAACGCAACGAUGGAAAGAAGAAAGAAGAGGCGCUACUUGAAUUUUCGAACGGGGAGUAUGAUCAAGGAAUUCUGUGGUAUAAUCGAAGACCUGUUUACAUUGAGAUGAAGACAAUGCACGAUUACAGUCGAAAGGAAGAAGUUGACUGCUGGUUCAUUCCUCGCGUUGAUGAAAUUAUCGAGGAAGAUACUUUCCGAUAUCAUCUUCCUGAACUUUUUGCAAAGCCGAACUAAUUGACACUUCAAGAAUAUUCUGUAAAGAUUGCGUUUAAAAUGAUGUACAAUGUUUAAAUAAUUUUUUAUAAAACCUAAUCAUUGAGUUUCGACUUUUGACCAAAAAAAAACAUUUUGAGAAUUCUCACUCAAACACGAGCUACAAUUAAAUUGCAAAUUCGCAACGUAUUUUUUUUAACAAAGCCUUGUAUUUUGUCUAUUUUGAGUGUCGAAAAAUUUAAGAUCGUAUGAUAGUAAAUAUUGUGUUAAUUUUAAAACCGACGUGAUUUUUUCAUAAUUUUGACCGAAUAUAAAUGCUAUAAAAUGUAAUAAACAGGAGAAAUAUUAAGAAAA
Messenger RNA from Styela clava, 5802 nucleotides. Lineage: Eukaryota; Metazoa; Chordata; Ascidiacea; Stolidobranchia; Styelidae. The record is from RefSeq and is a predicted model, not a curated record.